GCAUCAGAACGUUUGGCGCGUUCUGAUCAAGGACACCGGGAAAAGAAUACGCACGUAUAUAUAAGCGCAGCCUACCAUGCUUAUUUUAUCGAGUUCAGUCUCAACUUGGUGUAUUCCACUUCUUGUGUAGCUGCUCUCGCAGAAACAACCUCAGCUCAUCCGAAAUGAAGGUUCUGCUGGUCUGCGGUCUCGUCCUCGUCGGAGCCUUCUUCGCUAAUGCUGAGGGUGGCAGGGAAUUGUGUGGUCUGAGCCAUGGCGAUAUCAAGGGAGUCCUCAGCUGCAUGGCAGAACAUGCACCCCCUGAGGUGAAGACAAAGGCCCUGGAGGUCCUCGGCGAGAAGGGCGACAACGUGGCCGAGAUUAUUAAGGCCAAGUGCGAGAGUGAUGUGGACUUUGCGUCACUGAUUUCGACAGUUUUCUCGGAGCAUGUGGCAACCGCUAUUAAGGCAGCUUACAACCACUGCAAACCGGCCUCUCGCUAGCCUACGAGGUCGUCGGAGCACCGUUCAGAAGAAAACAAUUGUUUUUUUUUUUGUUAGAUCCGUAGAUUAAAAAUAAAGGCAUAAGCAG
Molecule: messenger RNA, 570 nt
Organism: Rhipicephalus sanguineus (brown dog tick)
Lineage: Eukaryota; Metazoa; Arthropoda; Arachnida; Ixodida; Ixodidae
Exons: 5
Coding region: 165-482 (105 amino acids)
Source: RefSeq, a predicted model, not a curated record